AUGUCAACGUUGGAUCUGCAGGCAGGCUAUUGGCAAAUCGGUGUUAAGAGCGAAGACCAGGACAAGACCGCAUUUAUUACCCCGUUUGGUACGUACAGAUUUACGCGCAUGCCUUUUGGAUUGCGAAAUGCGCCGGCAACGUUUCAGCGGCUGAUUGAUCGACUGAAAGCAUCUUUAAGUAAGCUCACGAUAUUUGCGUACCUUGACGACAUCAUCCUAUGUUCCAGUAGCUUCGAGGAGCACCUUAAAGAUCUCAGCAAGCUUUUUGAACGGAUAAGCCAAUUUGGCCUUAAGGUCAACAAAGGAAAAUGUCGGUUUGCUUGUCGCGAGGUUAAAUAUCUUGGACACAUCCUAACAUCAGCUGGCAUACGAGUAGAUCCAGAUAAGGUCACUGCAAUAUCACUGCGUAAACCUCCGAAAAACACCAAAGAGUUGCUAUCGUUCCUCCAAGCUUGUUCGUGGUAUAGGCGUUUCGUACCACAGUUUGCAGAUGUCGCAAAACCACUUUCACAGUUGACCAAAAAGAAUGCUACUUGGGAGCGAAGGAAAUACUGCCAGCUUAGUGAUCCCACUUUAAAAGUAAUUAUUGAUUGUUUCGAGGGAGAAACUGAUGAUGUGGUGCAUUGGAGUAAACGAGGUUUCACCAUGAAUGACGGCGUGCUUUACUGCUACAACGACGAGGAGAGCGAGGAGGCCCAGCUAGUUGUUCCAGAAUCCGAUCGCCCGGCUAUUUUAAAUAACUUCCACAAUAAAGACACUGCCGGUCAUUAUGGAAUCGACCGGACGUUGUCUAAAAUAUCAUCGCGUUACUAUUGGCCAGGUAUGCGAAAAGACGUUGAGAAACAUGUCCGGAACUGUAUCGAGUGUCAACGCUAUAAGGUAACCAACUUGAAGCCAAUGGGACAGUACCAGACAGUUUCCAGCAAACAGCGUUUUGAAGCCAUAGCCAUUGAUCUGUUUGGACCACUACCACCAGACGCGAAUGGCCUGCAGUGGAUUUAUAUUAUUGAAGACGUGGCUAGUCGCUGGGUGGAACUGUUCCCACUGAAAGAAGCAUCCGCUGAAAACUGUGCUAAAACGCUUAUAGAUGAGGUAUUCUUGCGCUAUGGAGUCCCAAGGCGGAUAAUAAGCGACAACGGUGUGCAAUUCGUGUCAGCAAAUCCUGUGGAGCGGAAGAAUCGAGAUUUGAAGACGCAGUUGUCCAUAUUAGUAGGAAGACAACAUCGUAACUGGGCAGAGAAGUUGCCAGCCAUACGAUUUGCGAUGAACACCACACGAUGCCAAAGUACUGGGCAUACUGCUGCCACGCUCGCCGACGUGUUCAAGGCUACGCAAGAAUAUGAGCACAAACGACAAGACGCUAAUAAAGCCGUCACCAAUCCCCGACGACGCGACCAAGAAGGUCUAGAAAUUGGAGCAAAAGUGCUUGUGACAACUCACGUUUUGAGUAAUGCUGCAAAGGGUGUAGCCCCAAAGUUUAUUCCACGCCGAGAUGGGCCUUACGUGAUUGUUGACAAACAAGGUGCCACCUCCUACGUAAUUGCUCAUGAGGACAAUCUCCAGUAUCCUUUGGGCACAUACCAUGCAUCAUCAUUGACACCAUAUCGUAGCUCUGACAAUGUUCCUGAAGCACCAGUCAACAUGUUAAGACGUCGAGGACGACCUCGAAAGAUUACCAAAUAG
Rhagoletis zephyria (snowberry fruit fly) is the source of this 1683-nucleotide messenger RNA. RefSeq lists its product as uncharacterized. Gene Ontology annotation, molecular function: nucleic acid binding. The record is from RefSeq and is a predicted model, not a curated record. Lineage: Eukaryota; Metazoa; Arthropoda; Insecta; Diptera; Tephritidae. Gene Ontology annotation, biological process: DNA integration.